AUGUUAAGGACGACAGCAGCGAGGACUGCAUCCCGCAGUGCGAUCACUGUGCAAAGACGGUCUCUGGCCACACAAAGCCCUGCGUUGCGAGCUGCUAUGGGAGUAGCUACAAACGAGGACAGUAGCGCCACAUCUUCACCCCGGUCCUUUUACAAUGUCUUCUCACGCACUCCGUUUGGUAGAAUGGGUGCAGAGACAAAGGGCAUCCUCACUCGGGCCAAGGUUUUGGGCGUGCACCGUAAUACGGCUAAGCUGGAUCUGGGCAGCAAAUUCCCAGC
Sphaeroforma arctica JP610 is the source of this 278-nucleotide messenger RNA. RefSeq lists its product as hypothetical. The record is from RefSeq and is a predicted model, not a curated record. The annotation marks the transcript as partial. The transcript has a single exon. Lineage: Eukaryota; Ichthyosporea; Ichthyophonida.